UCGAGUACUUAAAGAACGACUUAACUUGCGUCUUCUUCGCCGCCAUAUUUGUUUCAUUGUUUUUGGUUGAAAGUGAAGCGAGGAAAAUUACGUCAAAUACUGCUAAAAUCGUUUGAGAAAGCACAAUGAGUGCUGAAUCAAAUGAUACAUCAGGUGGGGAUGGAGUAGUUAACGUACUGGACGAUAUUUUGGAAGGCCACACGGGAGACGAUGAUCUAAGUGCUGAAAUCGUUGAGGAGGAAAAAGAGGAACCCGAAAAGCCUAUUCAAGUGAAAAAGGCUCGCACACCAGCCACCAGAAAGAAGAAAAAAGCACAGUCUGCAGCUGCAAAGCGUUUAGCUGCUCAGAAAGCAGCAGAGAAAAAGGCUAAAGAAGCAGACGAAGAAGCAAAAGAGGAUGAGGAAGUAGAAGAGGGGACCAAAGUCAAAGAGGAGCCUGAAGAACAGGAGCAGCAGGCAGGAGAUGAGACCCCAGACAAGCCAGCUGAAGAAACACCAGUUAAAGAAUCGCCCAAGAAGAAAGCCAUGACCAAGUCUAAAGGUUCUGUGAAGGCAAAGACAAAGUCUCCAAAGGUUAUUAAAUCUCCAAAGAAGAAAGUGACGACUGAAAAUGUCUCACAAGAUGAAGAAAAUGAGUCCAUGGAAGGGGACAAGACACAAGAAGAGGGAGAGGCAGAACCCCGCCCUGUCCCAGAGCCAAUGGACGCUCAGGAUUAUGACACUCGCAGCGAGGCAGGCUCCAGUGAUGGCAGCUUGAACAAUGAAGAGGAAUCAGGGGAAUCUGGGUUGGAUGAUGAAGAAGAAAGUUCCAUUCCAGAAAAGAAAAAGCGAAAGACUAGAGACAUUUCUCCCAUUGAGUGGGAUAGAAAAAGUGAAGGGAAGAGCGAAGAGGAGGAAGGAGAGGAAGAAGAUGCUAAAAGCGAUGAUAAUAAGAGUGAGAAAUCAGAAGACUCAACUGCCAGAAAAAUAAGCUCUAAAAUGAAGUACAUAUACCGUGGAGCUCGGUAUUUUUUGAUCAAAAGUAACAAUCAUGAAAAUGUGGCCCUGGCUAAAGCUAAAGGUGUGUGGUCCACACCUCCUCAGAAUGAAAUUCGCCUGAACAAUGCUUAUAAGAGCUGUGAUAAUGUGAUACUUAUAUUUUCUGUCAGAGAAAGUGGAAAGUUUCAAGGUUUUGCUCGUAUUGCUGAUGAAUCCACAAAAGAUCAUCCUCCGAUCAGAUGGGUGCUUCCCCCAGGUUUGAGUGCAAGAGCACUCAGUGGUGUUUUUAAGCUUGAUUGGAUCAACAGGAAAGAACUUGCCUUUACAAAGACUCAACAUCUUCACAAUGCGUGGAAUGACAAUAAACCAGUCAAAAUUGGAAGGGAUGGACAGGAAGUGGAACCCAGAUGUGGAGAAGCUUUGUGUAAAAUGUUUCCACCCGAUGAAAAUGUGGAUCUCUCUUCUAUUGCAAGAAAAGCUCGCAAAUCUGCUCGUACUGGAGGUGGACAUCAUCAAGAGAUCACAGAAAGAAGAGAUCGUGGGAGUUUUCGCGGGCGACAUGAUUUCAUUAGGCAUCGUCCAUCAUACAGAGAGGAUUUCUUUGACCAGGAUCGAAGAAAGAGAAACCGAGAUGAGAUGGAGCACGGUAGAGGUUUCUUCAAAGACAGAAGGAUGGACAGGUCACCUAGAUAUGGAGUUCGGAGGGAAACUUUUAUAAAUGGGUCAUACAGCGAUUACAUCAGGGAGUUCACCCACAGCAGAGCACCCCCUCCCCCUAUGCCACCUUAUGGACCACCGCCUCCAGGAUUUGCAAUGGACCCAAUGAACCCUUACGGUAGCCACUAUGAUCAGAGACCAAGAGAAUACAUGAUGACUUCCCAAGAAUUCAAUAUGGCGUCAAUCUCCCGAUCCAGAGCAGAUAAAAGAUCAUAUGAGAGGGAUGUGGAUGAUUUUCUGAGACGGACCACAGAGGGAAGUAGACGACGUCGACAUAGCAGUGGUGAUCGCGAGCGUAGUCGAGAGAGGGACCGUCAUAGACAUCGGGACCGCAGAUAAUAGCAUCAUCUAAUCAGAUCCAUUUUUGCACUGCGCAUCAUUUAUGUUGAUUUUAGUCAUCUUCUACCAUGUGAUUCUAAGUUUUGUUUUUAGAUGUUCGUUUAUAUUUGUGAAAAUAUAUAAAUGUGUUGUUUUUACCUCCUUGCUAUGAACAAGUCUCGUGUAGUAUUAAGUGCCAUUCCCUAUCAUCUAUCAAAUCCCAAAAUAUCAAUUUUAAUAUCAAAUUUUAGUAGAUUUGAUGUUUAUACUGAUGCUGAUGUUGUACUGCAAGAAUAUUCCUUCUACUUGGUAGAAACGUAGGUGUAUAUGUAAAUGUUUAUUUCUGUUUUGAAGUGUUGUUUUGAGCAAAAUGGUGAAAGAUUUCACAUUAAGCAAGGAGAUCAUUAGAGAUUCUUCAUUCUUCUUUUUUUCACUUUUAUACCAGAUCUGGAAGAUUUUCCUCUCACUAUUAGAUUUAGGAUAAUUUCAAUCAUCCCAUCUUUGCUGUCAUUUUCCAUUGAAGUCUGUGAUUAUGUUUUGGCAAUAUCUUGACAUUUCAUGGUGACAUUACUGGGUUUAGGGAGGUGAUGUGUGUUUAAGAGGAGCUUGGUUGUGUGCAUUGUAUGAUCUACAUAAUUCACAUGUAAGGGGUUCAUAAAUGAUGCAAGUUGUACUUCAUUUAUUUUGUACAAAAAUAUCUUCAUCUAUAUGUCAAAUAAAGAAUGAAAUUGUGA
Messenger RNA from Magallana angulata, 2746 nucleotides. Its product is annotated as YTH domain-containing protein 1-like. Gene Ontology annotation, cellular component: nucleoplasm. The record is from RefSeq and is a predicted model, not a curated record. Gene Ontology annotation, molecular function: N6-methyladenosine-containing RNA reader activity; mRNA binding. Gene Ontology annotation, biological process: mRNA splicing, via spliceosome; regulation of alternative mRNA splicing, via spliceosome. The transcript has 17 exons. The coding region runs from base 126 to 2033 and encodes 635 amino acids. NCBI's taxonomy places the organism in Eukaryota, Metazoa, Mollusca, Bivalvia, Ostreida, Ostreidae.